GAACCGGGCCGGGGCCUGAACCGGGCCGGGGCCUGAACCGGGCCGGGGCCUGAACCGGGCCGGGGCCUGAACCGGGCCGGGGCCUGCCCAAAGCCCGGCCCGGUCCCGCAGCCGAGCACCGUGGGCCCCGAGCGCCCGGCCCGUCCCGUCCCGGUUCCGCCUCCGAGCGGCCGGGAGGAGGCGGCGGAGCCGCGUCCCGGUCCGUGCCGUGGCGCCGGUGAAGUCGCUGCCAUUGCGGCUGCGGGCCUGCCCCGCUCCAUGGGGUCUCAGGCGCCCGUGCCAGGCCGCGGCCGUGACUCAGGCCCCGUGUUCAGUGGCGUUGCUGCUGAGGUCAUCGAGGACACCCUGAUGCACCUGGCCACGGAGAACGAGCAGUACCUGAGCGAGCUGCCAGAGCAGGCUGGGCUCUUCAAAGAGACGCGCAUCGUGGGUGAGGAAUUUAUAUUCCUUUUGUCUGAAAAAUGGCACUUGGACCAGUCCACACGGUACCAGGCAGUGGAGUUGCUUGAACGGUUCAUGAUCAAGCAGGUAGAACAGAUGUGUGAUGGCAGAGGGAGCACCAAAGGUCGUGAGCAAGGCCAGAGGAGCAGCUGGAGCUCUGUGAGGGAUCACAUCACCAACACCUUUGUCCUGAGACUCGUGUCCUGUGUUCAGCUUGCCAGCAAACUCUCUCUGCACUACAGUAGAGUGACCAGUGACACAGCUUUAACAUUUCUGCAAUCCUUAAAAUACUCCUACACUAAACAGGAAUUGCUGGAGUCGGAGCUUGCUGUUUUAAACACUCUGCACUUCCACAUCAAUGUGUCAACUCCCUUGGCCUAUGUGGAAUUGCUCCUGGAGGUCCUAGGAUACAAUGGCUGCUUGCUUCCUGCCAAGCCCUUACACCAGCUGUGUGUGCAGCUGCUGGACUUCUGCUACCUGACCAGAGAGACCAUCUAUGACACUCUGCUGAAGACUGCCAUCGAGAACUCCACACCAAGCAAACUGCAGAUAGCCAAGUUUUUAACAGUGAAGGAAGAUUUCAUGCUGCUGGCUGUUGGAGUCAUCAGUACAGGUGUGUUCAUCCUGAGCCCCGGGCACUGGGAGCAGGUACAGUCACUGCUGAAGGCGUUGGCUCCACGGGAACACAGUGCCAAGGUUGUGGAGCAUUUGAACUGCAUCACUGGCAUUACUCCCCAGAGCAUCCUGGAGUUCUCCUACGCCGUGGUGAGGCGCAUCGUUGGCAGCACCACACCUGAGCAGCACCGUGGCAACUGUGGCACCAAAUCUCCUGAGGACAGAAUUCCUCCUCAGAAAUAAAACCACCCUGGCCAUCCAGGCAGCAGCAGCAGGAAUUGUCACGCUGCUGGGAACUGUCCCUCCUCUGUGACACUGCCCAGGCACCCAGCACAGCUCAGGGUUACCUGAAUUCUGUCACAUCUUAAUUAGCAAAGCUCGUCCUGCCAGGCAUCACAGUCAUGCUCUGAAAGGAGCCCAACAGCACCACAGUGUUUAGAAAUGUCCUAAAAGCUUUAUUGUAACAGCUGCCUUUUUAAAUUUUGAAUCUAAGCUCCCUUUAACCAGAGACCCCUCAGAGUGGUUGUGUUUGAAAGGUGCUGCCAUGCCUGGUGGGACCAGCUCCACAAAUGGGGCUGCUCUGUCUCCUCCUGCUGCUUUUAUAAAACCCCUGUCCCAGCUGCCUGUGAUUGUCCCCUCUGUGCCAGCACCUCCUGCCCUGCCACAGCCAGCAGUGUUGUGUGAGGACAGAAUGGGGCCAGUGCUGUGACUGUCACCACAGCAGUGCCCAGCCUGGGUGUCCCUGCCAGUGCCAGGGGUUUGUACUGUGCCAGGCACUGCUGGAAACACCUGGAAUCAUUUCAUGGUUUCCUCAGCACAGCCCUGUGCAGGAACAGGCUGCAGGAGGGAUUGCAGUGCUGUAAUGGUAUCAAACCUUGCUAAGUGCAGCAGCACAAAGAAGUGCUGAUAUGACUUAGGAAAUAUUUUAUUUUAAACUAUUUAAUGACCAGGCAGAGUUCUGGCAGUUUUCUGACAUUAUUCCCUGUGUUUGUAAUGUCCUGCUUUUCCAACCUUGCAUUAGCUGUAACAGAGCAGCAUCAAACUGAUGCUCAUUUGACAAUGAUUUAUGUGCAUGGCCAUAAACCCCAAAAAUAACAGUUUAGAAUCCAUUUAAUAGCUGGGUUUUAUUCUGUUCAGCUCAAUGAUACAACUUUGCAUAUUGCUUUUCUAUUAACUACUUGUAAUAAUGGCAUUUUAAAAUAAAGUGUCUUGUGGA
Molecule: messenger RNA, 2272 nt
Organism: Onychostruthus taczanowskii (white-rumped snowfinch)
Lineage: Eukaryota; Metazoa; Chordata; Aves; Passeriformes; Passeridae
Gene: CNTD1
Product: cyclin N-terminal domain containing 1
Exons: 7
Coding region: 259-1299 (346 amino acids)
Biological process (GO): reciprocal meiotic recombination
Cellular component (GO): site of double-strand break
Source: RefSeq, a predicted model, not a curated record